Messenger RNA from Polistes canadensis, 1629 nucleotides. RefSeq names its product probable queuine tRNA-ribosyltransferase (gene Tgt). Lineage: Eukaryota; Metazoa; Arthropoda; Insecta; Hymenoptera; Vespidae. The coding region runs from base 235 to 1467 and encodes 410 amino acids. Gene Ontology annotation, cellular component: cytosol. The transcript is spliced from 7 exons. The record is from RefSeq and is a predicted model, not a curated record. Gene Ontology annotation, molecular function: tRNA-guanosine(34) queuine transglycosylase activity.
UGCAAAUACACAUGUUUAUAUGCGAUAUAGAACAGUUAAGCCUCGUAUUUUUUUAUUUAUAAUAAAAAAGAUGCCUAAUAAAUAAAUUUAUUAAUGAGUAAAUUAUUUUAACUGUAUAAUAAUCUGUAUCUGUAAAUAAUUGUAAUUUUUAUGUAAAUAAUACUUCUAUAGGUUUAUACAAAUAAUUACAUUAGAUAGUACUUCUAGUACACGUGUAAUUAUUUUAUGUGACAAAUGCGUCACUGGGUUAAAAAAUUAAAUUUAAAUAAUUCACAAAUAAUGGCGAAAGAUAAAGCAUCACCUUUAAAGUUCGAAAUUCUAGCAGAAUGUAAAACUAGUAAAGCAAGAAGUGCGAAAAUGACUUUAAUACAUCAUCAUGUAGAUACACCAGUUUUUAUGCCAGUAGGAACACAGGGUACUCUGAAAGGAUUGUUACCUCAACAGCUGGAAGAAUUGAAUUGUCAAAUAAUUCUUGGCAACACUUAUCAUCUUGGAAACAGACCUGGUAUCGAAAUAUUGCAAAAAGCAGGAGGUUUACAUAAAUUUAUGAAUUGGAAAAGAGCAUUGUUAACGGAUUCUGGUGGAUUUCAAAUGGUAUCGUUAUUAUCACUCGCUAAAAUCACAGAAGAAGGAGUAAACUUUAAGUCACCGUACAAUGAUGCUAAUUGUAUGUUGACUCCUGAACGAUCAAUUCAAAUUCAAAAUACAAUUGGUGCUGACAUAAUCAUGCAAUUAGAUGAUGUAGUUAAAAGUACCCAAACUGGACCAAGAGUAACGGAAGCUAUGGGAAGAACAAUAAGAUGGUUGGAUAGAUGUCUAUCAGCACACGAAAGAUCCGACGAACAAAGUAUAUUUCCUAUUGUACAAGGUGGAUUAAAUUCUAAAUUAAGAGCGGAAUGUGCACGUGAAUUAAUUAAAAGAAAAGUAAAUGGUUUUGCAAUUGGAGGAUUAAGCGGUGGUGAAAGUAAAGAUAUAUUUUGGAGAAUGGUACACCUUUCUACUGAUAUUCUUCCUAAAGACAAACCUCGUUAUUUAAUGGGUGUUGGUUUCGCUAUAGAUCUAGUUGUAUGUUGUGCAUUAGGUGUCGACAUGUUUGAUUGUGUAUUUCCUACAAGAACGGCUAGAUUUGGUUGUGCUUUGGUGCGUACAGGCCAAUUUAAUUUAAAACAAAGUCAAUUUAGUAAUGAUACGAGACCAAUAGAUGAAUCUUGUUCAUGUAGCACUUGUAAGACGUAUACACGUGCAUAUCUUCAUCACAUAGUUACAAUAGAAACAGUUGCGUGUCACUUAUUAACGGUUCAUAAUAUAGCAUUUCAAAUGAAAUUAAUGGAAGACAUUAGAGAAAGUAUAAAGCAGCAAAAGUAUCCAGAAUUUGUACAAAAUUAUAUGUUAAAUGUGUAUCCGGAUAAAGAGUAUCCAGAUUGGAUAAUUAAUGCUCUACAAGCAGUUAAUAUUACAUUGUUAUAACGAUUAAUGGAAUUAGUAUUCAUACAAUACAAAAUUCAACGACUUUUGUAAGUAUUCUUCACAUGGUGUACCAUAUUACUAAAGAUUACUUAUAUAAUAUAAUGCGAAUGCUAUUAACAUAUUACUAAAAUAAAAUACUUUUCAAUAAAGUUAAUAAUUACA